Molecule: messenger RNA, 1305 nt
Organism: Mercurialis annua (annual mercury)
Lineage: Eukaryota; Viridiplantae; Streptophyta; Magnoliopsida; Malpighiales; Euphorbiaceae
Exons: 4
Coding region: 1-1305 (434 amino acids)
Source: RefSeq, a predicted model, not a curated record
AUGGAAACGAUUGAAGUAAGUCGUUGGCGAAGGCGCUUCUUUAUUGUCUAUCAUAAAUUUGCUUUUCUUCAUUUUUCGGAUGGUUUUUCUUCUCAUCCAGUUCGGAGCUAUUCUUCUCCUUUAAGUUUAUCCGAGUCAAAGCUUGCUUUUGACAUAUCUUCCUGUAGUAUUGUGUCGCGUCCCCUUUUAGAUGUCUUGGUUAAUAGUCAUCUUCGGAGUCGAUGGUUUCCUUUGGAGGAUCCUCCUCGAGGCUUGGCGGAUCUUUGCUACUCUUUUGUUCAAGAUUUGGACGUUCCGAUGGGUGGUCCUGACGUUCCUAUCGCCGACGUUAUUCCUGGCGACAUUGUCGUGGAUGGGGCUCCUGUUGAUAUCCCCCUAGCUCCCGCCGAGGUAGCGUUGCCUGAGGUUAUUGUUAUAAAUGAUGAUGAUGGUGAUGACUUGGCUGUUCCAGUCGGCGACGAGGUGAUUCCGUCACUACUCCCCCCUCUAGCAUCAUCUAUCGUUUCGGGGGGAGUUGGGGGUGUGGCCUCAGAGGGGCCUGUUGUUGCUGAUUCGGGGGAGAUUUCUUUAGGUCGAGACCCGAAUUCUCCGUCUAGAAAAAGACGUCGAGUUGUCGAUGAUUCUCCUACGAGGGAGAGUUUUCCUGGAAGCUCUUCUUCUGCUCCAGACUUGGUUCAAUGGGUCGAAGGUCAGGAUCCUGCCAGUUUGCUGAAUCCGAGAGUGCUAGCGGAAUAUAUCCGGACUUUGGCGAUUCCUGAUGAUGUCACGUGGUUCUGUGGUAGGCCGGGUCAGGAGCUUUCCGAUCUGGCUUGUUUUCAUGGUUUCUCUGCCCUUCAAUCUGUUCUGGUAUUGAACGACCGCCGACAGUGUGCCGAGGAGGAGGUCGAGCGUCUGUCUGCUCUUUUGGCGACUUCCGAGUCUGAAAGGGCGAAGUUGAAGGCCUCUUUGGAAGAGCAUGAUUCCCUUCUGGCGCAGCUCAAGGCGCAGGAUGCGAUUAAUGAUCGCCAAGUGAAAGUAAUUGAGAAAAAGACCGAUGACUUGACUCAAGAGAUCGAGGAGCUCAUUCGGAUCAAUUCCCUUGUUGGUGGGGAGAGGGAUAGUCUUAGAACGGAGGUUGAAGGUCUUCACAUCCGUCUGCUAGAUACGAAGGCUUUUUACUCUGCUCUGAUAAGCGAGUAUCGCCUUGCGAUUGGGAAGAAGCUUCUGGAGCAGAAUCCCAAUAUUGAUUUUUCUGGGGUUAACGGGUUGGAUCCCCAGGCCAUCGCCCGUGAUCUCCUCGUCAAGAUUUCUAAAGACCGUGUUUAG